GCCGUUGAUUUCUCCCCUUUUUCUCCCCCGGUCUCCGUUUCAGACCUGCAGACUACUGUGGUGUUUUUACUUAAGAGUGUGAUUUUCGUAGAUAACCAAAGAUCAUCAAUGGCCAAACACGAAGAGCUUCCUAUUCCGAUUUACUCUUCCUUAGAGCAUGUGUAUGGGGACGGUUCUCCGCUCGAAGAAGCUCAGCUUAGAUACGACACAUUGAAAUCCAAGUUUCUUCAAGUCUUUGGACAUCCUCCUGACGUCUAUGCUCGAUCUCCAGGGAGAGUGAACUUGAUUGGGGAGCAUAUUGACUAUGAAGGUUACUCGGUGCUGCCGAUGGCAAUCCGGCAAGACACCAUCGUUGCAAUCCGCAAGCAUGACGCGGGAGAGGCUCAAAAGUUUAUUCGUAUCGCUAAUGUUAAUGACAAGUACACCCUUUGUACUUAUCCUGCUGAUCCUAACCAGGAAAUUGACUUGAAAAAUCAUAGAUGGGGCCACUAUUUCAUAUGUGGGUACAAAGGUUUUUAUGAAUAUGCUAAAUCAAAAGGAGUGGAUGUUGGUGUGCCAGUUGGACUUGAUGUUCUUGUUGAUGGAACUGUCCCAACAGGUUCUGGUCUAUCAAGCUCUGCGGCGUUUGUCUGUUCUUCUACAAUUGCUGUUAUGGCUGCUUUUAAUGUGAACUUUCCAAAGAAAGAAAUUGCCCAGCUUACAUGUGAGUGUGAAAGGCACAUUGGAACACAAUCUGGAGGAAUGGAUCAGGCAAUCUCUGUCAUGGCCCAAACAGGGUUCGCUGAGCUUAUUGAUUUCAAUCCUAUUCGGGCCACUGAUGUGCAACUUCCUGCUGGUGGGACUUUUGUAAUUGCACAUUCAUUGGCAGAAUCUCUGAAGGCUGUUACUGCUGCUACAAAUUAUAACAACAGAGUUGUUGAAUGUCAACUUGCUGCUAUUGUGCUUGCAAUAAAGCUUGGAAUGAAACCACAAGAUGCAAGAUCAAAAGUGAAAACCCUUUCUGAUGUUGAGGGAUUGUGCGUCUCAUUUGCUAGUAGUCAUGGUUCUUCUGAUCCUGUUGCUGCUGUUAAGGAAUUUUUAAAAGAGGAACCAUAUACAGCUGAAGAGAUAGAGAAAAUCACUGAGGAAAAUCUGCCAUCACUUUUCAGCAAUUCCCCAACUUCAUUGGAUGUCCUAAAAGCAGCUAAGCACUACAAGUUAUAUCAGAGGGCUGCACAUGUUUACUCCGAAGCAAAGCGGGUACAUGUUUUCAAGGACACUGUAGCAUCGAAUUUAAGUGACGAGGAUAAGUUAAAAAAGCUGGGUGACCUUAUGAAUGACAGCCACUACAGCUGCAGUGUUUUGUAUGAAUGCAGCUGCCCAGAGUUGGAAGAACUUGUUAAAGUUUGCCGGGAGCAUGGUGCUUUAGGUGCAAGGCUUACAGGUGCUGGAUGGGGUGGUUGUGCAGUUGCUUUGGUAAAAGAGCCCAUUGUCCCACAGUUCAUCCUCAAUUUGAAGGAAAGGUUCUUCCAAGCAAGGAUUGACAAGGGUGUAAUUAACAAGACUGAUCUUGGCCUCUAUGUCUUCGCUUCAAAACCAUCAAGUGGGGCCGCCAUUAUCAAGUUUUAACAUCAAUUUCUUCAUUAACCUUCAGCGACAAACAUAGUCGGGUCUUUUUAUUAUUAUUAUUAUUAUUGUUUUGUCAAGGUACCUGUGAUUUAUUUUUACUAAAUAAAAGUUCAAUGCCUCCUUCUAAGAACUUUUUGUACAUGAUUAUGAGGCUGGGUUCCAGAGUGAAUAUCUUUUUUUCCCACUAAACGAUUAACCGUGUUCGGAAAAUAAAUAAAUUAGUUAGAUGCUCUUUCAUUGCC
Molecule: messenger RNA, 1850 nt
Organism: Manihot esculenta (cassava)
Lineage: Eukaryota; Viridiplantae; Streptophyta; Magnoliopsida; Malpighiales; Euphorbiaceae
Product: galactokinase
Exons: 13
Coding region: 109-1608 (499 amino acids)
Biological process (GO): galactose metabolic process; carbohydrate phosphorylation
Cellular component (GO): cytosol; cytoplasm
Molecular function (GO): ATP binding; galactokinase activity
Source: RefSeq, a predicted model, not a curated record